Messenger RNA from Schistocerca cancellata (South American locust), 1029 nucleotides. Its product is annotated as voltage-dependent calcium channel type A subunit alpha-1-like. The coding region runs from base 1 to 1029 and encodes 342 amino acids. Gene Ontology annotation, cellular component: voltage-gated calcium channel complex; membrane. Gene Ontology annotation, biological process: chemical synaptic transmission; calcium ion import across plasma membrane. The transcript is spliced from 9 exons. NCBI's taxonomy places the organism in Eukaryota, Metazoa, Arthropoda, Insecta, Orthoptera, Acrididae. The record is from RefSeq and is a predicted model, not a curated record. Gene Ontology annotation, molecular function: calcium ion binding; high voltage-gated calcium channel activity.
AUGCGUUGGUUACAGAAUUUCUUCAAAGAUCCUUGGAAUACAUUUGACUUCAUCACUGUUAUUGGCAGCAUUGUAGAUGUUUUAGUUAUUGAAUUUGGGGAGAAAUUCAUCAACGUGGGAUUCUUGAGGCUGUUCCGAGCCGCGCGCCUCAUUAAGCUGUUGAGACAGGGCUACACCAUCAGGAUAUUAUUGUGGACUUUUGUGCAAUCUUUUAAGGCGCUGCCAUAUGUCUGCCUCCUUAUUGCCAUGCUGUUUUUCAUCUAUGCCAUUAUUGGGAUGCAGGUAUUUGGAAACAUUGAUCUGGACCCUGAAACUUCCAUCACCCGGCAUAACAACUUCCGCAGCUUUGUUCAGGGUCUAAUGCUGCUUUUCAGGUGUGCAACGGGGGAAGCCUGGCCUUCAAUAAUGUUGUCCUGCAUCAGUGGCAGACCAUGUGAUAAGCUUGCUCGGAAACCAGGAUCCGAAUGUGGCUCCAACCUAGCUUAUGCCUAUUUUGUUUCUUUUAUAUUUUUCUGCUCUUUUCUUAUGUUGAAUCUUUUUGUAGCAGUUAUAAUGGAUAACUUUGACUAUUUAACUAGAGAUUCGUCCAUAUUGGGCGCACAUCAUUUAGAUGAAUUUGUUAGAAUAUGGGCUGAAUAUGACCCAAAUGCUACGGGUAAAAUACAUUAUACUGAAAUGUAUGACAUGUUGAAAAAUAUGGAUCCUCCUCUGGGAUUUGGCAAUAAGUGCCCUAAUCGCCUUGCAUACAAGAAGCUCAUAAGAAUGAAUAUGCCAGUUGAUGAAGAUGGAAAGGUCAAUUUCACCACCACAUUAUUUGCACUUAUACGAGAAAACCUUAGCAUCAAAGUCAGAAGUGUUUUAUUUUUCAAUCAUUCUACAUCAGAUCACUUAAUAAAUCGUAAUUUGGUUUUCUUUAAUGGGUUCAUUGUUCAUUUGUACUCAAGUAGCCAUAUUUUUCUUCCAUCACUUUCAUUUGUGUACAUAACAAAAUUCAGGCUUCUAGUAGGAAUAGAGAGAAGUGCCAGGUAA